AUGGUUGCCGAGAUCGCCAAGUGGGAGGCGGUCGGCGACGUCGACGUCGGCAAGAAGAUCAAGGCGCUCAAGAAGAAGGUGCGGCAGAUCGAGGAGCUGGAGGAGCGCGUCAAGGGCGGCGAGACGCUCAACGAGGACCAGCAGGGCAAGGUCGACAGCAAGAAGGAGACCGUCAGCGAGCUCGGCCAGCUCGAGGGGAUGCUCAGCCUCAAGCUGUGA
Messenger RNA from Emiliania huxleyi CCMP1516, 219 nucleotides. RefSeq lists its product as hypothetical. Bases 1 to 219 code for a protein of 72 amino acids. The transcript is spliced from 3 exons. The record is from RefSeq and is a predicted model, not a curated record. NCBI's taxonomy places the organism in Eukaryota, Haptophyta, Isochrysidales, Noelaerhabdaceae.